AUGGCAGCGGAAAGUGAACUGGAUCGAAAUGCUAUUUUUGAAAAAUUUGCUUCCAUAAAACGAAUGCACGAUGAAAUUGGUCGACAGCAGACAGAAGAUUUUCGAAAACGUUUAGAGAAAUCAAAAGAAGAUGAAAAUAAUUUUAUGUGUAAAUUAGUUUCACAACAAGUUUCAAGUCAUCCGCAACAAGAUAAUUCUGGUCGCGCACAAAAUUCUGCACGCCGUGAUCUAUUUCUGACAUCGAAAAAUGACACGAAUCAAUCACACAUUUCUCAAUCACAACAGAAUCAUCAUCAACAACAGCAGUAUCAAACCUACAAAGCUCCGAGUCGACCUCACCAUCACGAUCCGUAUGAAAAUGGUGAUCAUGAUUGGAAUAUCGACGAUGACAUUCAACCACUGAAUAUUACGGAUAAUGAUGGUUUCGAUGAACGAUUACCAAAUCGUUUAGCCAAUGAUGACGACAUCGAAGAUGCAUAUCUGACUGCUUAUCAUCAGCUAUUACAAACUCAUCAACAACAGCAUCAAAUGAUGGCUCAACAAGAACAAGAAAAUAUGUUAUCGACCAUAUUAGAAGCAUCUUGUGAAGACGCGACACCCAUGACAUCGUUGGUUGACGUUCAUCAGCAACGAUUACAAUUGUCACCAACCCGUCGAACACCAGUUGCUCAGGUUCAUUACGAAAACGAGGAAGAAGAUGUCGAAGAAGAACAAGAGGAAGAAGACGAUGACGACAAUGACAUCAACGAAUUAACUGAUCGACCGAAAGCACCUUCAUUUACUUCGAUCGAUGAUAUACCUGUUUCGACGGUAUUUUCCAAGAAUGAGAGUUUGAAAUACAGUGAAUACAUUCAUCAGAAACUUCAAUCGGAGUCAAAACGAGACAUGACUCGAGAUAAUUUCAAGCAGAACGAUAAAUCGUCGAAUUCUUCCAAAUUAGCCUACUCAUUCUCGAUAAUUCAAGAUAUCCUUCAAUGUCCAUUAUGUCUCGAUUGUUUCCAAGAUCCACGAGUAUUGCCAUGCCAACAUGUUGUUUGUUGCUCAUGCAUACCAUUAAUCAUCUCAACCAAUAAAGUCUGUUCGAUCGUUACCUGCCCACUGUGCCGUCUUAUAUUUCCCUAUACAAAUGCUAAACAAUUUCCUGUUUCGUAUACGCACAAUCAGUUGCGUGACUUAGUACCAACGAAUUAUGACAUUAAAGGUCGGUGUUCGAAAUGUAAAGAAGUUCAUCAAUUGAGUUUUUGUCCGUGCUGUGAUUAUCACAUAUGCGACAGAUGUCUCAAGAAUGACCGACAGAAUGCGCUGAUUCAUUUGGAAACGAUUCUUCAGACAUAUCGUAAUGAACUCGAUCGUUUUCAAGAGAAAUAUUUAAUGGAAAUCCGUGGUCUAAUGAAAAGAGGAGAUACCAUAUUACAAAACCAUCAAACUGUGUCAUACAACGAUAUUCUAUGGCUAUUUUAUCGUUUGAAAUACAUUUAUGAUCAGAUGAACACACUACCCGUAACAUACGUUAAACGAACUCAUGAAGAUAUUGAUCAAGAAAGCGAAUCACCAAUUAAACAAAUGCGAUCAGAACCAGGGGCGCUCACCGUUGUUGAUGAUGAUGAUGAUGAUGAUGAUAAAGAUGAGGAGGAGGACGAUGAGAUCAUAUAUUUAGAUACUAUAAAAGCUUCAAAACAGGAAGAAUAUAACAGUCAAAAUCAAAAACUGAAAGAAAAACGACCGUUUCUACGUAAACGUCAAGGUCUUGCGCACUAUCAAGCGCCGCCAAAGCGUCGCCAGUCAUGUCCAAAACUUACUGACAACAAUGCGAAUGCCAGUGUUUCUACCACAGCGAAAAAUGAAACAACUAAACGACCCACAAGUGCCAACAGUACCAGUGGAAAUCCCCGUUCGACAGGAGCAGCAGCAACAGCAACGAAUAAUUUGUCGAAUCCACGAGCUCGUUCUCAAUCUUCAUCGACGACAUCCGGUCGACAAACACCCACGAACACACGUCCUUCAUCAAAAGCUAAACCAGCCAAACAAACUAAUAGCUCGACUUCUGUCAAACCAACAGCACCAACUCCUACACCGAGUAAUCUCUUAGGAAAAGUAGAUUUAGACGAUGAAGAUGACUUACUAAUAAAAUAUCAAUCAAAGAAACCUUCUAUGGAGACCAACAAAACUGACCAUAAUGAUAAAUUUCAUUCGAAUAUUCAAACAAUGAUUGAUACGAAAUGGAAUACAUACAAAUCAUCAUUUCAUCCGACUGAAGACGAGCCAAAUGUGAACAAUGUUGAUGAUGACGAAGGCGACGAUGACGUUGACCUAUAUUCAACAGCUCGUCAACGUACAUCCAGUCGAAGUAGUGGCACACAAUCCAAAGUUUCAUAUGUGCAACCUAAAAAGGAUUUAGACGAUUUUGAAAAAAUCGAACAGUAUGCUGAAGAACAUCCGUCUAUGAUCAGUACUGCUUCUUACGUAGAAAAAGUUGUUUUUAAGGAUCAUCAGCAGACCAAAACAGCUGAUCUAUUUGUGAAUCGUUUAGCUCGUUACCAUGACGAAGUAGAAGAAGAUGAGAGUCAUUUACAUCAUGAAGAAACAACAGAUGUAUUAGUAAAUCCAAAUCGCAUUCGACAACGGAAAGUGAUACCAUUUAAAAACAAAGUCAACGCACGUAUCGAACAACUAGCAGCGACUGCUGCCAUCACAAGUGAUAAAGACGAGAAUGAAGAUGAUGAUGACGAUCGUGAUCAUGACGACGACGAUGAUGACGACGAAGACCGUAAAUGGGAUAAUAUAGGUGUUGCUAAAAUUAUACCCGUCACUGGUGAUGAAUACAACAGUGACAGCGGUAUUAGCUCGUUCAAAACCGACUUUCCCAAACAGCAACAACAGCAUUUGUAUCAACAGCAAAAGAAGGAUUCUGCUCGUUCGUCUGAUUUCGGAGAUGAUCAAUCAUGGGCUGAUCGUGUAUCUGCACCACCCCCGCCCCAACUAAACUCUUUAAUGCUCAAUACAUUUCCGGGUUUGCGACAUAACGUGCCAAAAGCUACGCCUGCACCAGCGCCACCUCCACCACCGUUAUCACAGAAUAUUACUGAACAUAAUCAAGAUUACAGUCGUUUAGUACGUGAAAAGGCUAAGGAAUUGGAAAAACAAAUAGAACUUUUCGAAAAAGAAAACGCAAAAUUACAAUCACUUUGCAAUGAACGGAAUACAGCUAUAAAAAAGCUCAAGCAAGAUCGUGACGAUUUCGAAAAGAGUAAACAGAAGGAUAUAGAUGAGUUCAAUCGCAUGAAAGAAGAAGAAAUGAAAAAGUUAAGACAGGAAAAGCGUCUAUUCGAGCAACAUCGACAGCAACUUCGUGACCAUCCAGACAAACGUGAACGAGAAGAGAUCGAAACAUUGAAAAAACAGGUGCUGACAUUGCAAGAGGAUCUCAAACAACGUGAAACGCGUUGGUCAACGACAAUUAAUCGUUUGAAAGAACGUAUAGAAACGCUUGAAUACGAAAAUGCUGAAUUGAAACAAGAAAAGGACAUUAUCGAACGAAAACGUUUAGAUCUUAUGCAUCAACUGCAAACGAUGCCCAAACAACAGCAACAAUUCCAGGAUGAUACAUCAUCAUUGUCAACAGGAAGAAAAUCAAUCGCAGAACUUUCUCAACCAAAACAACGACCGAAAAGCGCCAUGCCAAUAACAUCGAAAGUUCAAUCAUUGCCAAAAACAAUGGUAGUCAGAAAUUCGGAACCAUCGACUAAGCCGAAAGUGACCUCCAAUGGUGGUGGUCGACGAACGCCAACGACAACGACUGUCGGUGUGAAUGGCAUUAGAAACAAUGUCGAUACAUCACGAAAACUUUCGUCACUACCAGCAACGAAACGUCCAACAUCGUCUAUGAAUGAAUUUGGUGGAGCAAUCGAAUCAAUACCGAUACCAACAGUUAUCGAACAACCAUUAGUUAUUUCAGAAAGAGCUGACUCAGGCAAUGGAGAAAGCGAUGAAGAUAUCACUCGAUUCGAACGUGCAACUGAUGAUCGAAUGUCACCAUCUUUAUCAUCUCUCCUUAAUUCUGACUAUCCGAAAUCUUUCGUCGACGACGAUGGCAAUGAUGACUUGAAUCCACCAACUGCACUUGAUUAUAAAUCAUUACUCACAAUGGCAACACGUACAUCAUCAUCAGCAACAACGCUUCUCAAACGACACCAAGAAACCUUAUCACUUCUGGAUCAACCAACAAUCAAACGGCAACCAUUAAGCAUAACAAACAACGACUCCCUCAAUCCAACACCUCGCGUGAACAUUCCGACGACCGCAAAAGGAUUUGCAUUCAAAGAAAAUCUUCCAUCAUUAUCCAGCGAUGGUGUUAUCGAAGAGAUUCGUCACAAUGAUGGACGUAUCGAACGUAUUAAAUCGGAUCAAUCGAAGCAGAUUCUCUUUCCUAACGGAUCCAAGCAAGACAUCAGUGCCGAUGGGAAACAUAUACGUGUUCAAUUUUAUAAUGGCGAUUAUAAAGAAAAAUUCUCCGACGGCCGUUGUGUGUAUAGAUAUGUGACUACAAAUACAACUGAAACCGAAUAUCCAGAUGGGACACGUGUAUGUGAAUUUGGCAAUGGACAAAUUGAAAAACAUUUACCUGAUGGAAGACAAGAACAUAUUUUGCCUGAUAAAACAAAGAAUAUUUAUUUAACUGAUGGAACGAUCAUUUCGAUAAAACCCAAUGGAGAAAAGUUUAUUCAGCAUCCAAAUCAAACGAAAGAAGUGCAUACGGAUACAUAUAAAAGGAAGUUAUUUCCCAAUGGUUCAAUUUUAACAGUAUUUAAUACAGGUGAACAAGAAGUUCGAUAUGCAAAUGGAAAGAUCAAAAUCAAAGAUGCACACGGCAAUAUUAUUGCGGAGAAAAAGACUCCAAAAUAG
Messenger RNA from Adineta ricciae, 4902 nucleotides. The record is from the annotation of a GenBank genome assembly. NCBI's taxonomy places the organism in Eukaryota, Metazoa, Rotifera, Eurotatoria, Adinetida, Adinetidae.